Molecule: messenger RNA, 618 nt
Organism: Alternaria atra
Lineage: Eukaryota; Fungi; Ascomycota; Dothideomycetes; Pleosporales; Pleosporaceae
Exons: 3
Coding region: 1-618 (205 amino acids)
Biological process (GO): ceramide transport; intermembrane lipid transfer
Cellular component (GO): cytoplasm; cytosol; membrane
Molecular function (GO): ceramide 1-phosphate binding; ceramide 1-phosphate transfer activity
Source: RefSeq, a predicted model, not a curated record
AUGGCAGCUGCAUACCCUCCCGGCGGAACCUACUUCCAAACCAUCAAGAAGAGCUUCGCAGACGUCCCCGUCGAUGAGUCCAAGGACAAUGCUAUCUCGACGACUGAGUUCCUAGAGGCUGCUGAAAGCACCACCACCCUGUUCGAUGUCUUGGGCUCUGUGGCUUUCAAGCCCGUCAAGGGUGACAUGAGCGGCAACAUCAAGAAAAUCCGCGACAGGCAGCUCGCAGCACCAGCCCAGUCAGAGACGCUCCAGGAGCUUUGCUUGAACGAGCUCAAGGAGAAGAAGCACACUGCCACCGAGGGCCUCCUGUGGCUGACCCGUGGCCUCGACUUCACUGCUCAGGGUCUCCGUCAUAACAUCUCCAACCCUUCCAAGGAGCUCGCCGACUCCUUCCGCGACGCCUACGGCAACACACUCAAGCCCCACCACUCCUUUAUGGUCAAGCCUGUCUUCAGCGCUGCCAUGAGCGCUACCCCCUACCGCAAGGACUUCUACAGCAAGUUGGGCGAGGACGACAGCCAGGUGCAGGCUGAGCUGGAGAAGUGGCUCGCCGCAUUGGAGAAGCUCCUGGCUAUCUUGAACACGUUUUUGGCAAAGAAGGAGGCCAAGUGGUAG